UCACUGCCAGAGAAGCGCCGCAGCUCAGCGAGGAAGCAGGGGGAGAAACAUUAGCUUCUCUUUAGAGGCUGUUAGACCUUUCGCUUGUGUCGCUUUGAGCCGCGUCCACUCGGGAAGCUCCGGAUCCGCGGAGGCAGCAGCAGAGUCCGCUCAGCUCAGCGGCGCGAGACAACUCUCCAAGCGCGGUCGUCCUAGCUGGCAUGAGCUAACCCCACCACGCCGACAUGGAAACCAAGCCGUUCUUAUCAUUGGGGUUCUUGAAGCCUCAGUGCUCGUUGGCUCCUCCCAUGCAACGAGGCCGGUCAGGGGAGACUUGUUCCUGUUUUAGUGGCAUGUGUCCGCUCCACCAGCGUCGCUUAUCCUCAGAAUCGGGUCAGGUGACCUCUUCACCACUAGGUUCACCUACCUCUCACCGAGGAAUGCAUCCGUCGCUGCUAAGUCCAACAUCCAUGGGUCCUUCUGGUUCUCUUCACUCGCCCAUCAGCACGCUGAGCUCGCCCAUGAAUGGUCUGACCUCACCCUUCUCUGUCAUCAGUUCACCCAUGGGUCCCCACUCUAUUAAUUCACCUGGGAUGGGAUACGGACCCAGUGUCAGUCCACAGAUGUUUCAGUUAAACUCUCCAAUGAACUCAGUUAGCAGUACGGAGGACAUCAAGCCCCCACUAGGCCUCAACGGUGUGAUGAAAGUGCCCGCCCAGCCCUCAGGCACAGUCCUUUCUCUCACAAAACACAUCUGCGCCAUCUGUGGCGACCGCUCAUCAGGUAAACACUAUGGAGUCUACAGCUGUGAAGGCUGCAAAGGCUUCUUCAAAAGGACCGUACGAAAAGACCUCACCUACACCUGUCGUGACAACAAGGACUGUGUGAUUGAUAAACGCCAGAGGAAUCGGUGCCAGUACUGCCGCUACCAGAAAUGUUUAGCCAUGGGCAUGAAGAGAGAAGUUUUGUUACAUGCAGCCGUUCAAGAAGAGCGCCAGCGUGCCAAGGAGAAAAAUGAGAACGAGGUGGAGUCUACCAGCUGUGCCAAUGAGGACAUGCCCGUGGAGAAGAUUCUGGAAGCGGAGGAGGCUGUGGAGCCCAAAACAGAGACCUAUAUUGAGACCAACCUCAGCGUACCAUCUAACUCGCCUAAUGACCCAGUGACAAAUAUCUGUCAGGCAGCAGACAAACAGCUCUUCACAUUAGUGGAGUGGGCCAAGAGGAUCCCCCACUUCUCUGAACUACCGCUGGACGACCAGGUCAUCCUCCUACGAGCAGGUUGGAAUGAACUCCUCAUUGCAUCAUUUUCGCAUCGCUCAAUAGCAGUUAAAGACGGGAUCCUGUUGGCUACCGGGCUGCACGUUCACCGCAACAGCGCCCAUAGUGCAGGAGUGGGAGCCAUCUUUGACAGGGUGCUCACAGAGUUGGUGUCCAAAAUGAGGGACAUGCAAAUGGACAAGACAGAACUGGGGUGUCUUCGAGCAAUUGUCCUUUUCAACCCAGACUCGAAAGGCUUGUCCAACCCGGGAGAGGUGGAAGCUCUGAGAGAGAAAGUCUACGCGUCAUUAGAGGCCUACUGCAAACAGAAGUACCCAGAGCAGCCGGGGAGAUUUGCAAAGCUGUUGCUGCGGCUACCAGCGCUCCGCUCCAUCGGCCUCAAGUGUCUAGAGCACUUGUUCUUCUUUAAGCUCAUCGGUGACACACCCAUUGACACUUUCCUCAUGGAGAUGCUAGAAGCGCCUCAUCAAAUGACAUAAUAGCAGAGGAGGCUCGAGUGGUCCUCCGCCCCGCCAGCCCCCCUCGCCUAAAUCCCCCAGCAGCCCUGGAAUGGGAGCAGUACUUAAAAAAAGGCUUCAUCAAAUGAACAGUGUGGUGACUUUUGGCCGUUUCCCUUCCUGUCUUUGAAUCUCUUCGUCACGUUUGGAAACAGUGUCGGUAUCUGUUUUAUACCUUGUACAAAUCUAUAAAUAAGAAAUAUAUAUGAGAAUCUUAAGACGGCCGUGGACUGACAAGAGGACGGACAGAGGACGAUUUUUGAACCAAGGGGUUUGCAUCUUUGCUGUUCCAACACCUCGACAUGAAAAGCAGAGAUGAUGUGUUUUAACAUCUGCUGACAAAAACGGUGAUGUCAUCUUCAGACUCUUUUUAUGAUCAGGACAAUCGUGGACUGCAGAACCGGACCGCAGAGGGACAAUGAGGUUAAACGCUCACCGAGGUCGUCUGUUCCUCCCUGACUCGACUUGACUCGUCAGGAUGUGCACUUGCUGUUUUUGACCUGGAUUCUGUCAACGAGACUGCACGUGAUCAAAAAAAAAAAAAUCCAAACUCAGGUCUUUGCCCAAUUCAAACAAAUGCAACUUAUUGUACUAGCACUGUGCAACAUUUGGGGAGGACCAUGUCCGAUAAUCAGCCCUCGAUUCGGGGAACAUGUCUCGUACAAUCUGUGCAGCUCUUGGCGGGAAAACAGGCUGCACUGACUUAGCCUGGCGUUAGCUUUCGGCUACAUGUGCAUCAGCGUAACCAGCAGGUCCGACUUGUCUCUUGAGGAGGCUCCUCCUGAGUAAGUGAUGUCACAUUGUCAUACAGCCAACCUCUCAUCUGAUGUGAAUUUCAGCACAGCGCUCAUACACCUCUACACUCAAGAGAUUCCGACUCGGCAGGAAUCAGCUUUCUAAAAUCACCUCAUAUCUACCUGCACAGAAAAGUUACAACCAUAUACAGUAUUGACUUCAGUUUCCGACACACAAGUUACCUCCAUCCCGCCUCGGCAUCUUGACGCUCAUGUAGGCUUGAAAAACAUUUGCAGUAUACACCAGCAGAGCCAUUAUCUGUUUGUUUGUUUCGUACUUGGCACUUAACCUCACAGCAUUGAGUCUGGCUCCUUAAAGGAGAGCCAGGGUGGAUGUGUACCGUCGAGCUGCAGCUUGGGCUGAAUAAGUAACGCCCCAUUUAUUUCCGCCCCUCUGAUGAACACAUGCUCUCUGCACUCCAUUGAGAGUCUUUCUGUCCAAAUGGAGUUGUUCAAUAUCUUUGUGUCCACCUCUGCCCCUGCUGCAGCGGCUGCUAAUCUAUGCAUCAAGUGCAUUUCCAAAGAUUGUUUGGCUCAUUUAUUGAUGUGUCUAGUUUCAUCGUUUAUUGGGAAACGUCAGAUAUCUAGUUUAUUCACAAGGUAGAGGCAGCUUAAGCUGCGCAAAUACAGGCUAAAGAGGUAUAUGAAGUCUGAACGGUGCCACACUAGUGUAAAAUGUCAGUGAAAGCCGCAUUUUUACUGAUAAUUAAUUUAGGUCGCAGAAGCCUGCGAAGAGAAGCCCAGAGUUCCCUCCCCACACAAUCUUCCUCGGGUUCUUCUGGGAGAAUACUGCAGCAUCUGGUGGCCCAGGAAAAUUAGGACACUGUUUUAUGAAACCCUGUCAACCCAUCACUAAUUUCUACCCAAUGCUCGUGGCCAUCGGUGAGAGUUGGAAUGUGUUGUCUUUUGGCUCAGCUCUGUCUUCGCUGUGACAGACCCAUCGAGGCCACGCCAGUUGAUCUCCAUUCUUCCCUCACUCUUGAACAAGACGCCAAGACAUUUGAAGUGGACAUGGACCAGUCAUUCAAUCUUGAAUCUCAAGAUGAAGAACCCGUACGACUCUAAAAACCAGCCUGGUUUUGGGUUUAAACAUCCUAUAUCAUGAAUACCUGUUGGCCAGACUGUGACCAGCUGUGACUGUAUUAUCAUCAUCAUCUUCGUGAUGGAAGGGCUUUGUAGUGAACAAACCGAUAUCCGGUCAAGGAUCACAACAAAACAACCACCCCCCCUUGAAUAAACCUCACACCACCUGUCUGAGAAAAGCUGGCUUUUUUUAUUUAACUGGAAGAGCAGGCACCUUAGAGACUUCAUAAACCUUUUCACGACCUUAAACACUAUGUAUCUCUUUCCGGGAGACGGUCCCAUCUGUAGCAGUGAAGCAAGCUUUCCGAUCCACUGUUUAAAACAAGGGAAAAAAAAAACAGUUGCCCUCUUUGUUACAGCUCAAGAAUAUCAGUAUUGAUGCAAGGAACCUGACUUGAAUAAGCUGUGAGCUCCCCCUGAUGGCGGAGAGACACUUUCUCACAGGGUUUUAAUCAUCCAUCAGAUCAUCACUGCUUGCAUUUGUGCAAAAAAAAAAAAAAAAGUAGCAAUAACUUCAUGAAUAUCGACACAAUGGUUACACGAUGCUUAAACAAUCGUCAUGGGUGAUUAAUCCAAAUGCCAGCUUCAGUUUACACUUUUAUAUUAAAGAAUCUGUCGUAGCAAGUUUGGAAAAUCUGCAAACUAAUUUCCCACCAGGGAUGUCCAACCUUUAAAUUCCCUCCUUUGAAUUCACUGUGAUUGGAGAUUGCGGGUAUCUAAAAGCCAUAUGAGGGGGGCGAUUCUGAAGCCUCUGGCUCCACAGUAAAGACAGGAUCACCCACACAACAAGAUACAUGGACGCUUUAUAAGAAAAAGCUAUAUUUUGUUAAUAUGUAUAUGUGUAUAUAUUUAUAAAUGAAUCUAUCUGCAGAUCUGUUCCCUAAAUAUCGUCAGUGUCGGCAGAUGGGGGGGUCUGCAGGCAAACUUCAACUCAGAGGUUUUUACCGCCUUGACAAAUCACGAGCAACCAGCAGAAUCCCAGCAGCAGUUUAAGAAUAUGGAAGAUUAAGAGAGACUCUAUUCCCUCAAAAUGUUUCCGUUGCUUUGAAAAUGUUUGUUGAAAUAAGUGUAAUCAGGAAAAAGCUGAGCUUGUGACACAAUCACCGCUUUCUUCGUUGCAUAGACGUUAAAAUUCUCAGACGUUGGAGAAAAAAAAAAAGAAAAAGACGACGUGGAGAAAAGAUCUAUUUUUGUACAAAGUAAAAUUUAUCCCUCGCUGAUGUUCUUUCCUGUUCUUCUGUGGGCUGACGUGUACGCUGUGGAAAAGCUUGUGUGACCUGAAAGUGAAUGUUGUCGGGACGAGUCGUUCUCGGGGCACUUUGGUGACUGUUUCGCCUUUUCUUUGCCAUGUUCAGCCUGUCGCCGCUACACAAAAUGGGAAUGUCGACUUUCAUUAUAUUCUUGCUUUUAAAAAUCUUUCAAAAGAGACAAAACGUUUUGUCCUUCGUUCCUUGUGGGUUGUUCUUUAAUGUUCUAUCUUUCAUGGAGAGAAAAUAAAUACUGUUAUG
Synchiropus splendidus (mandarinfish) is the source of this 5139-nucleotide messenger RNA. It is a transcript of the gene rxraa, whose product is annotated as retinoid X receptor, alpha a. The transcript has 11 exons. Lineage: Eukaryota; Metazoa; Chordata; Actinopteri; Syngnathiformes; Callionymidae. The record is from RefSeq and is a predicted model, not a curated record. Gene Ontology annotation, biological process: retinoic acid receptor signaling pathway; cell differentiation; negative regulation of transcription by RNA polymerase II. Bases 225 to 1736 code for a protein of 503 amino acids. Gene Ontology annotation, molecular function: retinoic acid-responsive element binding; zinc ion binding; nuclear receptor activity. Gene Ontology annotation, cellular component: nucleus; RNA polymerase II transcription regulator complex.